AUGUCGGGCGUGGAAACCUGCCUUCCACCCGUGGUCACUGCACUCAUCUAUGCAGACGAUGUUGUUGUGUAUAGUUCAGACCAGUCAAUAGUUGAAACCUCUCAGAAUCUAAACCAGGCUCUGGACAGGGUCUUUAGACACCUUGCCUCCCUCGACUUGAGGAUCUCUCCUAGCAAGUCCGUCGCCACGUUUUACUCUCUCAACUCCUUACGCAACACCAAGUGGCUGGUUAGAAAACAUAACAUACAGCUGCUAAUAAACCAGAGUCCAGUUAAGUUAGAGUGGUCAGUUAAGUUUUUAGGCGUGCACAUUGAUUACGCUUUAAAGUGGAAAAAACACGUCAUGGAGACCCGUCGCAAGGUCCUUCUCCGGAUUAACAUCCUGAAGGCUAUUACGGGAAUAAAGUGGGGGUCCCAUCCUUCGGUUCUAAUAACGGCUUACAAGGGGUUAGUCUGGUCGGUCCUGGAGUGGGGGUGUCAGGUUAUGUACCCUCUGGGCGGUCGCGAAAUGCUAGUGUUAAGUAGACUUCAAUAUCCAUGCAUAAGGAUUGCGUGUGGUUUAAUGCGUUCCAUCCCCACUAAUGUCUUCCUUGACAUUGCUUGUGAGCAACCCCUUCAGUUCAGACAUAAGUUUCUAGUUAGUAAAUAUGUUUCUAGAGUCAGUGCCAGGAGGAACCAUCCUGUUGGCCGCGUGUUGGAGGAAGUGUCUAGGGAUUGGACACCUAUUUGUGAGGACAACCAGUUCGGUCUCUUCGAGGUUCGUAAGGAACUUGCACACCUAGUAGAUGGUGUCAAGAAGUUUUCCCUGCCUGGUAACUUGUCUGCUCCUUUUGAUAUCCAAUAUCAUACGUGUAGUGUAGAUACGGAGAUGGGGUUCCAGCUCCGUAGCACUGAUGAUCCACAGAAUGUGCUUCGUGAGUUCCUGUCAGAGAAGGGGAUUACCCGUGUGUUUUUUACAGAUGGGUCGAUGUCUCGGAAUUCCAGUGUGGACUCGACGUCCUCUGCGGGCUUCGCAGUGGUGUCGGACAAUCCUGACCUUACCCACCACGAGCGUAUCGGCAGCCGGUCGGGGGUCUACGAGGCCGAAGCCAGGGGAGUCUUGUGCGCCCUGGAGUAUGUGGAUGAAUUUGGGUUCAGUUUAGCAGCAGUUGCGUCGGACUCUCUUAGUGUUAUGCGCAGUCUGGGGUCCCCUGAUCCCAAGGGUUUACACUCUGAUACUCUGUACCUAAUAAAAAAGUUGGAUCUAAAGCUGAGACGGAGUAAUGUACACGUGUUGUUUGUGUGGAUUCCUGGUCAUCGCGGUAUAGGUGGCAAUGACCGUGCAGAUAAGUAUGCCAAGCUCUCUCUGUCGUUACCAGAACCUGUUGAAAAGCAGGAGGUGUCCUCCUUAUAUCCGAUACUCAAGUCUAAAGCGUUGCAGUCGUCUAAGGAACAGUUGUUAGUUGAAGCCCAGCACAAAGGUAGCAGGUACUUCAGGUUUGUUCAGGAACCGUUGGGUAGACCCUGGUUCAUGAGGUUUAAAAAGAACAAGUAUCUCCCUCGCCAGCUAGUCUCGCUAAUAUCUAGAAUUCGCUCUCAUCAUAUGGCGGUUAAUGAACAUCUUCACGACAAGUGUAUUGUUGAUAGCGCUGCCUGCCCGUGUGGUCAUCCGAUACAGGACAUUAACCAUCUGUUUUUUUACUGCCCCGUGAAUAAAAUUGCCACGGACAAACUGCUCUUGGACCUCUUCCAUAGUGGCUUUAGCCCACCGUAUAGUGUAGUGGACAUUGCCUUUUCAAAUAAUAUACAAGCCAUGUUUGCUUUGCUCACGUUCACCAAUUCUACCAACAUCAGUGUUUGA
Pseudomyrmex gracilis is the source of this 1839-nucleotide messenger RNA. RefSeq lists its product as uncharacterized. Gene Ontology annotation, molecular function: nucleic acid binding; RNA-DNA hybrid ribonuclease activity. The record is from RefSeq and is a predicted model, not a curated record. The transcript has a single exon. NCBI's taxonomy places the organism in Eukaryota, Metazoa, Arthropoda, Insecta, Hymenoptera, Formicidae. Bases 1 to 1839 code for a protein of 612 amino acids.